GAUUGGUCGACCGUUAUAACAUCAACCGUGACAGAAAUAUUUCUCUCGCAGUCUAAGAAAUAGAGGAAGAGACAGCCAGAGACAGUAGACUCAGGAAACACAUUCAGGUCUGUUUUCAAAAAUCUCUGGAAGGAAUCAGAAGAGGGAGGACUUUAGAAAGAAAGAAAGAAAGAAACAAAGAGAGAAAGAAACAAAGCAGAGCAAAAAAAAAAAGCAGGGGGAGAUGACAGAAAGGUGGACUUAUUAACUUAUGACUCCUGAGGGCAGUGGAGAUUUUUCUCUUAAGAACAGGAGUGUUUUCAAAAUCAGCAUAAAUGCGUCUCAACAUGUAGACAUUCUGCAGUUUUCUGGUUAGAUUUCCCCCUUUUUUUCAUCCUCCCCCUGACUUUUCUCAUUUACUCUGAACGCCAGCAAGGAAAAGUCUGAAUGUUUCUGGAGAAAUCUGAGGGAUGCGUUUGAGACAAAGAUGCAAAGCAGAGAAUUCUGACAUGGUGCCGAUCCAAAUUGACAGAGACGAGGACAGAGUGGACUGUUCAGAGGCAGACACGUCUCCCACCAGACACAGGUUUCGACUCAGCUUGCAUCAGACAAUAACCUCCAGUAGAGUAAAAGAAGGAUCAGAGUGACCGGUAUCCAGAGAGAGGAGGAGAGCAGGGAGGAAGUUCCCUUUCUCUCUCUCGGCCCGUCUCGUUGUCAGGCUGGCCAGCUCAGCCAUGGCAUUCACCUUUGCGGCCUUCUGCUACAUGCUCACCUUGGUACUGUGCGCCGCGCUCAUCUUCUUUGUCAUAUGGCAGAUCAUUGCAUUUGAUGAGCUUCGCACGGACUUCAAAAACCCCAUUGAUCAGAGCAAUCCCACCAGAGCGAGGGAACGAAUUCUCAACAUUGAAAGAAUCUGCAACCUACUUCGCAGACUGGUGGUGCCUGAAUACUCCAUCCAUGGGCUCUUCUGCCUGAUGUUCAUGUGUGCUGGAGAGUGGGUCACACUUGGCCUAAAUAUCCCGCUGCUCUUCUACCAUCUGUGGAGGUUCUUUCAUCGGCCGGCUGAUGGAUCAGAGGUUAUGUACGAUCCUGUCAGCGUGAUGAACGCCGACAUUCUCAACUACUGUCAGAAGGAGUCCUGGUGUAAGCUGGGCUUUUAUCUGCUCUCUUUCUUCUAUUAUCUCUACAGUAUGGUCUACGCCUUGGUGAGCUUCUAACACACAGGAGAUCUGAAGAAAUAAAAGGAAGUAUCUAUAAGAAAGACAGAAAGGAGCAAAUGGAGACAUAAACUGUCCUUCUCUCCAUGUAUCCUGACUUCAUCUGGCUUUGGUUUUGACAGUCUAACCUCGGACAAAACAAGAGGACCAAUCUAAGUGAAUGUGAUCGUAAAGGUGUUGCUCCGUUCGACUAUCGCUUUAUCCCAGAUACUGCCGUCGGACAACAUUUGAAGCAUUGAAAUGAAUCAGAAAGAAGACAUAGGUGUUUGUGUUGCCUUCGACCCAUCACACAAUUUAACAAUAUUUCUGAAGGGCUGGAUUUUUCCCAUGCUGCUCUUACUAAUCCAGUCGCUCAAGUCACUGUGAAUUUCCAAACACUCUGGGGCUGGAAAAAAAAUAAUACGUCUGUACUCUUUGACUUUGACAAUGUACUAAAAGCAGGAUUGUUUUGGUAUUAUUCCAUACAUUUAAGACACCUCUGAUAUCAAACUGUUUGCUUUGAUAGUGUGACAGGUGCAUUAAAGUGUAAGAAAAAGGUUAAAUUGUGGAGGAGAACUUUAAAAUACUGUAAGAAAUGCAGAAGGCCCGGUAAGAAAAAAAACGAGUUGGUGUGAGUGCAGAGGCUUUGAACCAGAAUAGAUGGAGAUAAAGCACAGACCAAUAAAACAUUUGCCUGGUGUUGCCUCUGCCAGACGCAAAGUCAGAUAUGAUGCUGUAUAAAAAAAAAAACAGCAAGGAAAUAAUCCUAAGUUUGACUUUGAGGGUCAAUGCUUGCAGUGUGCAUUCACAACAGGUAUGUCCAUAGCUGUGAUGCUACAUGCUAGGUUCAUGCUUUCCAAAGAGCUUUAUGCUCAGACAUAUAAUGCCAAAAGUUUGUACCUGAAAAACGUUGUGCUAAAUUUUAAAAAAAAGAGUCACUUUGGGCAAGUUGAAAGAAAAUAAUAAGCUUACAAAGUGGAGCCUCUUGCAGUGGCCUUGCCUUUAAUUUGACUUUCUUUAACACACUUUUAGCACAGUGUUUUUCCUUGACAAAAAAAACCGAAAAAAAACUUAGUUCUGUUGUAUUUUUAGUGUGCAGGGAGCGCCUUAUUCCUACUACCAGUGAAGUUUACUCUUACUCAUCUGCAUCUAUACUAUAGUCAUUUUAGCACAGCGACUUUUCUCUGAUCCGAGGUAGAACAUAGUAAUCUCAUGUACAAAAAGCAAUUAACAACAACAAACUAGCAAUGUAAUAUGAUUCAUGAGACAUAUCGAUGAAAUGUUAUUCAGUAUUUGUAAUAACUGUGAGUGGGACGCAAGUGGCAGAUGAGACAAUAAUUAUGACAAUGUUUAACUUAUUUAAGAAGUGUAAAGGCAGUGAUGUCACCUCAGUGCAUCUACAAUCAUACAGUUUGAGAAGGGACAGACCUAAGACACUGAUGUCGCUGAUGACCAAGAUGUGUAAGCAGCAAAGCCUUUCCUCAGAUGGUGCUGCCUUUGCUGUCAUGUGUUCAUUAGUUUGAUCUAUUUGUAGAUAAGUGAUGGUUCGAGUGUGUGAUUUCAGUAAAAGACCAGAAACUCUUGAGGGGUCAGAACAAACUGUGAUGUUAUCAUAGGGUGGCUCAACGUGUAGUAAAUGGUGGUGAUGGCACCUCCGAUGGUUGAAAUGUGCGGCUCAAUUACUUAACAAACGUCUCGAGUACUGCAGCCUAUUGAAGUAGCUUCGAAUUAUGUGACAUGAGUUACAGCUAGAAUUUAAAAAUUAGCUGAUUCAUGACAACCACUGACCAAAUCACUUUUAGAAACUUUCAUACAGAACACACUGUACCAUAUUGCAGUACACAUUAUGGUCAUGUACAUUUUAACUGCGCACGAGGAUGCAGAUUUUUUCCCAAUUUACUUCUCUAUUAAUUCAUUUUCAAACUUCAGGGAACACAUUGAGGCACGACUCUCAUUUCCGAUGGUGCCGAGAGACAUACAAUAUUAAUAACACAAAAUUAUCUUUAAUACCAGGACCAGUAUGAAGGCUGAAGGCUACCAUUCCAAUGUCAUCUGCCCAUUAAAUACCCAUCAUCUGCACACUUCUCUCCAAUAAAUAUGGGAUAGUCGGGAGGUUCUCCCCUCUUAAGUAGCUCAGUAGAUUUGUUAUCAUCCAUUCUGAUCACUGCUAAACAGAAAAUAACCUUGCUAAAGUUGGUGUAUGGGGUAUUUUAUCCCCAACCAAGAACUUCUCUAAACUUAAUCAAAAAAUUUUGAUACCUAAACUUAAACAUACACUGACUGUAAAACAGCAGUGAAAGUUAAACUCAAAGCCUGACCAAAGCCAAAACAUACACAGUAAUUCUGGACCACAAUGGGAUGUGAAGUCUCCUGGAGGAAUAUCCGCUGACUUCUACCUCCUCUAAACACUCCAACCUGUACAUGUGGACUAUUGUUCCUCCUUUCACAUGCUAAAUUGUGGUAACACUUCCAUUAAAUGGGCUAAUAAAGUCCAUACCUGACUAUAUAUGUGGGAAUGAUGUGCUCUGAAAAGGUCUGUUCUGACUUCUUAAAUUUGUCUGUUGCACUCAGGCUUGAAGGCAUUAGUAGAACAGAAGUAAAUCUUCAAAAACAUUUCACAAAAAUGUUCUUUGAUUUUUAAAAAAAGGUUAAAUUACUUUUGAAAACAGCACUGUAGAUUUAAAAUCAGGAAUAAAUAAUUGCUUUGCAUCAGGAAUACUUUAAGCAGCAGAUAAAUAUACAAAUUAUAGGAGCAGUUUUUAUGACAGCAGCACAGCGUCUGUGGCAGUAACUCAAAUAAAACGCAGUGUGCAUGUUCAUCUUGAUGAACACACAUGCUACCCAGCUGGGCAUACUAAUGUGCUUUAAAUAGUUUCCGGACGACAAUGGAGCUCUUUGACAUGGACACAUAAUAUAUAUUAGGCUUUGGUAAGCGGGGAUCGAUGCUGUGCUGGUUUCUGUCUUUUCACAGAAUCUAUUGACAUAUUAAAAAUGUAAAAUACCAGAGCGCCCAGAUUGCUCAGCUGGCUGAGGAGGCAAACCAUAAACAGGGGCUGUAGUCUCUGACUUGGUGGUCAUGGGUUCAAAUCCAGGCCAUCCCCAUUUACUGCAUGUCAUUUCUCCACUCAUCUAUUCAGGUUUUCUGUCUCUCUUUCCAUUGUCCUAUAUAUAAUAAAGGCAAAAAGGACAAAUAUAAACAUGCAAUCAGCCAAAAUAAUGUAUACACACGAGGAAAAAAAAAUUGCAUAAAUAUUUCAACACCAAAUUUAUUCAGACAUCACGAGAUUAAUACAAGUUACCUUUGGCCUGUACGAUUACAAGAGGUGCUCAAAGUGGCGGCCAUUGGCUUCUAGACAUUUAUGUUAUGUUGUAGACGUCACUUGUUGUGAGGGUAAUGCCAUCUGUUGGGAAAACAUCGAACAACAAUACACAGUGUUUGAUCAAACUUCGAAAGAGGUAUCUAUAUGUGUAGAAAUAUUUAUCCAAAUUAAAUAUUCAUGCAAGUUUUUCUUUCUUUUCCUGAUGUGUUUAUAUAUUAUUUUGGCUGACUCUGAAAAUUACAAUGUCACAUAAUAGCUUUUUGACUAAAGAAAUGCCACAGAUUCUAUACACAUGUCCAUGCAGUGUCAGUCAUAAUCCAUCCCAUUAGAAGAGCGUCUCAAAAAUUUUAAUUUCAACACCUGAUGCAUCUUUAAUAGGCUGUCAGUAUUUCUGAAGACAUGCAGAAGACAGUACAUGUUGUGCCAAACGCUGUUCCCAUGAAAGUAAUCACAGGACACCGAGACCUCAAAACUCUGCCAGCAAUGUGAGCGUGUUGAGUGUGGACAAUCACUAUUAAAGCACAGGAACACAAGGGAAGGAGGAGAAAUACAGCUUGGUUGAAUGUCAUUCUGUAGUUGCUCUAAACAAAGCAUUUUAGAAAAUUGUAUUUAAGUAUAUCUAUUUGUAUCUGUCUUUUAUACAUUUCUCAUCGACGUACGCUACAGUAAAUUUGGUGGAUUACUUUAUAUUUAUUAGGUUACACUAUGAUGGACAGCUAUUCACAUGCCGUAUUCUAAUAAAACAGUAAUGCCAAAA
This is a messenger RNA of Acanthochromis polyacanthus (spiny chromis), 5252 nucleotides long. It is a transcript of the gene cnih2, whose product is annotated as cornichon family AMPA receptor auxiliary protein 2. Gene Ontology annotation, biological process: vesicle-mediated transport; regulation of AMPA receptor activity. Bases 714 to 1196 code for a protein of 160 amino acids. Gene Ontology annotation, cellular component: synapse; dendrite. The record is from RefSeq and is a predicted model, not a curated record. The transcript has 7 exons. NCBI's taxonomy places the organism in Eukaryota, Metazoa, Chordata, Actinopteri, Pomacentridae.